Messenger RNA from Psammomys obesus (fat sand rat), 591 nucleotides. RefSeq names its product RNA polymerase II subunit J (gene Polr2j). Bases 59 to 412 code for a protein of 117 amino acids. Gene Ontology annotation, cellular component: RNA polymerase II, core complex. Gene Ontology annotation, molecular function: protein dimerization activity; DNA binding. Lineage: Eukaryota; Metazoa; Chordata; Mammalia; Rodentia; Muridae. The record is from RefSeq and is a predicted model, not a curated record. Gene Ontology annotation, biological process: transcription by RNA polymerase II. The transcript has 4 exons.
GCUUCGGGGCGCUGUGGUGCUUGCGGCUGGAGUCUGAGGCGGAGAGCGCGGCGCUAGGAUGAACGCCCCUCCGGCCUUCGAGUCGUUCUUGCUCUUCGAGGGUGAGAAGAAAAUCACCAUUAACAAGGACACUAAGGUGCCCAAUGCUUGCCUGUUCACCAUCAACAAAGAAGACCACACUCUAGGGAACAUCAUUAAAUCCCAGCUCUUGAAGGACCCACAGGUGCUGUUUGCCGGCUACAAAGUCCCUCACCCCUUGGAGCACAAGAUCAUCAUCCGUGUACAGACCACCCCAGACUACAGCCCUCAGGAGGCCUUCACCAAUGCCAUCACAGACCUCAUCAGUGAGCUCUCCCUUCUGGAGGAACGAUUCCGGGUGGCCAUCAAGGACAAGCAAGAAGGGAUUGAGUAGCAAAGUGAAGCACUGCUUAAUGGCUGUAAGGCUGGUGCAUACGUCCUCAGGGCCCUUCUUAGUACCUUCGACGAGGACAGCUAGUUUAAGCUCUCUGUAGCUGCACACUGGACACAGCCCCAUUCUGUACAUAGACCGUUACUUUCCUAAUAAAGUAUAGCAGGAGCCUGUGUGCAACA